This is a messenger RNA of Microplitis mediator, 3150 nucleotides long. Its product is annotated as melanotransferrin-like. Gene Ontology annotation, biological process: iron ion transport. Lineage: Eukaryota; Metazoa; Arthropoda; Insecta; Hymenoptera; Braconidae. The record is from RefSeq and is a predicted model, not a curated record. The coding region runs from base 399 to 2573 and encodes 724 amino acids. Gene Ontology annotation, cellular component: recycling endosome; plasma membrane; extracellular region. The transcript is spliced from 3 exons.
GUCAAUACCUCAACAACUAUGAUUCAAAGAACAAAAACAAUCAAAACUACAACUAUAACACGAAUUCAAAUAAUUUUGACAGCUUUUACCCCAACCUUGAUCCCUCAAUACUAAGCCCCAACCGAUCUGUCAACGCUGUCAACACUGGCGUCAAUCGAAACAAUACUUUGGUCUUUUGUACAACCUCUAAAGCAGAAUACGCAAAAUGUAACGCCUUCUCUGUGGCAGUCGAUCGAGAGAUCGGUCAAUUCGGCCGUCAUUACGUUGCGGUAAGCUGUUACGCAGCUUCUAAGAAUGAAGAAUGCAUGACUCUUCUGGACUAUGAGACCGUACACUUGACAACAUUGGACGCUGGAGAAGUAUUCAUCGCUGGUCGCUAACACAGUUUAGUCCCAAUAAUGCAGGAAGUAGAUCUGAAUCGCCUUCAGAUCCAAUAUGCAGUCGCAGUGAUUAAGAAAGAGACUUUAAGUGAUGUGUCAUUCCUGCAUGAUCUUCGAGGCAAAAAGGCCUGCUUUGCCGGAACUGAGACUCUAGCUGGUUGGAUAAUUCCUCUUCACACGUUGAUGAAGCACGGUGGUCUCGAAGUAAUCGACUGCAAUGAUCACGUAAAAUCGACGAUAAACUAUUUCGGACCUUCAUGUGCAGUCAACUCCCUGGUCAAUCGCUACAACCCAUUGGGUGACAAUUCGGACCAACUUUGCAAGCUUUGUAUCGGAGAAAUUCCUGGAGGAAGAUGUACCAACGCAGAUCCUUAUGCUGGGUACGAAGGAGCCUUCAGAUGUUUGAUCGAAGCUGGUGAAAUAGCUUUCUUAUUGCACUCUACAAUUGACGAAGUUUUGACUUCAAAUUUUAAUUACAACUCCGUAAAAAAAUCUGACUUCGAACUCCUGUGUCCGGAUGGCAGCCGCUCGGAUAUUGAUAAUUAUCGGAACUGUCACUGGGAUCAGGUUCCUACGCGUGCAAUCGUGGUCUCCAGUGCAAUAAAACUAGAAACCAGGCGAUUAUACCAGAAGUUCUUUGAAAAAGCUGCUAAAUUAUUCAGCAGGGGCUUCGUUGCCAAUUCAACCCGAACUGGAGAUAACUUACCCAGUGGAAAUGAUCGAUUUGAUAACCGGUUCAAUAAUAAUAAUUACAAUAACGAAGGAUACGGAGUGUUUGGAAAUGAAACAAACCGAGGAUUCCGUGACGAGAAUAGAGAGCAAGUGAAUUCAAAUUCAAAUUAUGAUACCAGCAGUAACAGCAACUGGAACGACCCGUUGGCAGUCAGGCCGUUGGAAGUCUUCGAUUUAUUUGAAAGUGCUCCUAAAUUUGGAAACACCCAUAAUCUAUUGUUCUCGGAUAGUGCAAGAGAUUUCAUAUCAUUGCCCGAAAAGGACCAGACUUAUGCGUCUUAUUUGGGAAAGAAAUCCGAAGAUGCUAUUCUGGGAGUGAGGAGCUGCCCGAUCGAGAGGAUGAAACUUUGUGUCACUUCGAAGCCUGAAAUUGAUAAGUGUGUUAAGAUGAAGGUUGCGAUGAAGGCGCAGUUGUUAAAACCGGAGCUUGACUGCGUUCUUCAACACAGUCAGAUCAAAUGCAUGCAAGCUAUUGAGAAUGGCAUUGCAGAUGUUGCGGUUCUCGAUGCCGGGGAUGUCUACACAGCCGGUUUGAUGUACAAUCUAGUGCCUUUUAUGGCCGAAGUCUACAACUUACCAACCCCCGAGUACUACGUGGUAGCAGUAGCCAAAGAAAACGAUCCAAGCACUGACAUAACUUACUUGAAAAACAAAUAUACCUGCCACACGGGAAUCAACACUGCCGCCGGUUGGAUCUACCCCUUAGCCUACAUGAUCUCCAACCAAUGGAUCCGUGGAUACGGAUGCGAUUCAAUCCGCGCAGCCGCUGAGUACUUCACCAAGUCUUGCGUACCUGGUGCGUUGAGUACAGAGUACAACAUCGGAGUGCCCUAUGACAACAUGUGUGAUCUCUGCCAUGGAUUGAGUUCCCAUUACUGCCGUCGUGACGCAACUGAAGACUAUUUUGGUCACACUGGUGCUCUUCGGUGUCUAGUAGAAGGUGGUGGAGAAGUUGCAUUCGUAAAACAUACCACAGUAUUCGAGAAUACUGAUGGCAAACGCAAGGAGUUCUGGGCCCGAAACACUUUUACAAAGGACUUUGAACUCCUCUGUCCAGAUGGUACACGAAAGACAACGUUGGAGUAUGAGACCUGUAAUCUGGGCAAGGUCAAAUCCAACGCCAUUGUAGCACGGGGUGGAGAGUAUGGCUUCAAUCAUACCGAGAUUAAUGCGUACAUCAAUUUGUUUGUAUACGCCCAGCAGUUCUACGGAAGCAAGGAAGCUGAUGAGUUCAGCUUCAGCAUGUUUUCCAGCAUUCCACCCUAUACGGAUCUUAUAUUCCAAGAUGCCACGCAGCAGUUAGUUAUUAUUCCUAGUGAAAUGAGAGAGUUCAGUAGGUAUUUAGGACCAGAUUUCAUGCGUGCUAGGAGAAUUGUCGACUGUGCUGCCGGUGCCAGUACUAUUGAGUACUCGAUACUCGCUUUAUUGAGCGUUGGAGUAGCUUUACUUCUUAGUAGAUAGACUUGUUAGUGUUCAAGGGGACAGGUAGAGAGAAAUCAAGCCGUUAUCAAAAAUCCUGAGGUUAAAAUUGUUUUGAUAUCGUGCACGGAGAGAAAUGUUUCGUAAAUACUCCUAUUGCGAUAAAAAAGUUUAGUAAAUACUACUUUGCUAUCUAGUACUAAGUCCACGAAAAAAAUGAGCAUCUGAAAUUAUACUAUUUUGUAUGGUGAGAUUUACGUUACGGAUAGGAAGGGCUCCUGUGUUGCCAAGAGAUUAUUUUUAAGUAAAGUUUAUGUUGCUUUAUGUAGAUUUACCUUCCCUGUAUGAGAGUAGUUUCCUAAACAGCACGGUAAGAAUUACUGUGCUGAGUAGCUGCUAUCUCUCUGCAGUGACGCCAGCGCUGCUAAGCAGUCAUAAGUCUUAGCUAUGGCAGUGAAUUACUCAAGACAAUUCUUCGACGAUACUCCCCACUUUUUUAAAAUUUUUAAUGAUCAUGAAUUUUUAUAACUAUUUUAGAAACUUCAUUUAUUAAUUAAAAAAAAAUUCGAGCAAUAAUUUAAAAAAUAAAAACGUAAUUAUAAAUUCACCGGGAUAUAUA